GCCAUUAAAUUCGCGCAAGAACACUCGGUUUAUACAACCAUCCUGGCCCUAGGGGUGUUGGUGGCCCUCAUGCAUUGGGUGCUUGAAGUGCUUGGAUGUGCUGAGCUAGGCCCGGGGGAAGCGUCAGUUGCAGCGAUGUGGCAGAGCCGGUAUGCAGGGUAUGUGUCGAAAGUGUCUUUGUUGGAAUUUUUUGCAGAGGCUGGG
This is a messenger RNA of Aspergillus homomorphus CBS 101889, 204 nucleotides long. RefSeq lists its product as uncharacterized. The transcript has a single exon. NCBI's taxonomy places the organism in Eukaryota, Fungi, Ascomycota, Eurotiomycetes, Eurotiales, Aspergillaceae. The annotation marks the transcript as partial. The record is from RefSeq and is a predicted model, not a curated record.